Chelonus insularis is the source of this 846-nucleotide messenger RNA. Its product is annotated as uridine diphosphate glucose pyrophosphatase NUDT14-like. Gene Ontology annotation, biological process: nucleoside phosphate metabolic process; ribose phosphate metabolic process. Lineage: Eukaryota; Metazoa; Arthropoda; Insecta; Hymenoptera; Braconidae. The record is from RefSeq and is a predicted model, not a curated record. Gene Ontology annotation, molecular function: metal ion binding; UDP-sugar diphosphatase activity. The transcript is spliced from 3 exons. Bases 133 to 807 code for a protein of 224 amino acids.
GUUAUAUUGUAAGUAACGCCAUAUCAUAAUAUUAGUAGCGUGUUUCAGACAGUCGGUUCAGAUUAUGUCAGAAUACGGUUGAUUGUGUUUUGUUGUUUCAUUUACGGAUAAGUAUAUUUAAAAUUCAUCAAAAUGACAGACAAAGGACAAGAAGAAAGAAAUGCCAUUAUAAGGCAAAAGAUGUUGGACAUGAAAAAUAUUAGAAUAGAAAAAAUGCCAAUGGACUCACCAUGGUUGAGACCGGCUCGAAUGAGCUUUCGUCAAAAUGGUGAAGAUAAAGCUUGGGAUUUGUCUAGAAUUCAUGACAGUGUAGCAAUUAUCGUAUUUAAUAUAAGUAGAAAAAAAUUAAUAUUUGUUCGACAAUUUCGACCAGCUGCCUAUUAUGCUACGCUUCCCGAGAAAUUUCAAGAGGUUGACAUUAAGAAUUAUCCAUUAGAAACUGGAUUAACCUUGGAAUUAUGUGCUGGUAUUAUUGAUAAGAAUGCGACACUUGCUGAAAUUGCAAGUAUAGAGUUGAGAGAAGAAUGCGGAUAUGAAGUACCUCCUACUGCUUUUACGGAAAUAGUUACUUACCGUGAUGUUGGUAGCACAGUUGGCAAACACACACUAUUUUAUGUUGAAGUAAGUGACGAGAUGCACAUACACCCUGGCGGUGGUGCUGAAUCCGAAGGAGAACUCAUCGAAGUGGUAGAGAUGAGUCCCGAAGAAGCAAAUAAUUACAUCGCUUCUGGAGAUGUACAGAGUCCACCAACAUUUUUGUAUGGAGUUUUAUGGUUUUUAACAGCAAAAAAAGAUCGUUACUGUUAAGAUUGUUAAAUCUAUAUAAACAUGUACAUUCAAUCAUUU